UCAUCCCAGAUAUGACGGCUGGACGUCUGUUUUUUGUCAUCCUCAUUUUCUAUACCUUCCAACAUGUCAAAGCCCAAGACCGUCCUAAGCCCAGUCUGACUCUGAAACAUGCAGUCAUCAGAGAGAGAGAAUCUAUUCAGCUGAUCUGUGAGACUCCAUCUUUAUCUGUGCCUCAGUGUCACUUCAUCAUAGAGGGGAAACAGAAGUCAAAUCCUUUACCUUGUCAGAUCACACUAACAGGAUAUAAGCUGCUUCACUGGGCAGGUCAAAGUUCACCUGUUGAGGUCAAAAUUCAAUGUUUCUACAUGGUGGAGACAUACUUUCCAUCAACACGCAGUGACCCUGUCUCUUUGAGGAUUCUGGAUCACAGAGACCUCCCUCAGCCCAUUCUGACAGUGAAUCCUAAAGUUAUCGGAGAGAGAGACUCAGUUCAGCUGAGCUGUGUGACUCCUCCAUCUCUCUCUGAGUGUCAGUGUGGUUUCUAUGAAGACGGGAGACCUGCUCUUCCAGACACAUCCUGUAAACAGAUGGUCACAGGAACUCAGCUGCUUUCUUGGACAGGUCAAAAAUCACCAGCUGUGGUCCAGGUCACAUGUUACUACAUUGUAGGAAGAUAUCACACAUCUCCUCCCAGUGACCCAGUCAUUGUCACAUUCCAGGACCCUCCUCAGCCCAAUCUGACAGUGAGUCCUUCAGUCAUCAGAGAGAGAGACACCGUUCAGCUGAUCUGUGAGACUCCUCCAUCUGUAUCGGUGUCUCAGUGUAACUUCAUCAUAGAGGGGAAACAGAUCUCAUAUCCUUCACCAUGUCAAAGCACACUAACAGGAUAUAAGCUGCUUCACUGGGCAGGUCAAAAUUCAUCUGUUGAGGUCAAAAUUCAAUGUUUCUACUUGGUGGAAACAUACUAUCCAUCAACACGCAGUGACCCUGUCUCUUUGAGGAUUCUGGGUUUAACCUCUCCUUUCAUACCCAGCAUGGCAAUUAAUCAUACUUCAGGUUCCACAGUUAGUAUUACUUUGACAAGUGACACCCCAAAGAAAACAACUGUAGGUUCAACCACUGCUUCUAGCACCCCAGCAACUUCAUCAGGUUUAACCUCUCCUUUCAUACCCAGCAUGGCAAUUAAUCAUACUUCAGGUUCCACAGUUAGUAUUACUUUGACAAGUGACACCCCAAAGAAAACAACUGUAGGUUCCACAGUUAGUAUUACUUUGACAAGUGACACCCCAAAGAAAACAACUGUAGGUUUGACUGUUAGUUCGACUUUGACAACUGGCAGCUCUCAGAGUUCAACUGAAAGAGUUCAAAGCUCCACAAUAACUGUUGUGGAUUCAAACCAAGAGAGCAAUUUGGUGCAAUUAUUUUGGUUAGCAGCAGUGGGUGUGGGUUCUGGAGUUGGCUUGUUCCUUGUGGGACUGACAGCUGUCUGUCUCUGUAGGAAGACCAAAAGAAACAAAUCUCAGAGACAUCAAGACCAACAAGAUGAUCAUAACCAACAUCCUUUUGGAGAGAACGGACAAUCAUCUGAACAUGAUAAUUAUGAUAUAUAUCACCUGUACAACUCAAUCCCAGACAGACCUGCAGCCUCAGCCCAGACAGAUGGGUUUUACAGUCUUCUGAUGACACACUGAAAUUACAUGACUCACU
Molecule: messenger RNA, 1647 nt
Organism: Esox lucius (northern pike)
Lineage: Eukaryota; Metazoa; Chordata; Actinopteri; Esociformes; Esocidae
Exons: 18
Coding region: 12-1631 (539 amino acids)
Source: RefSeq, a predicted model, not a curated record